Messenger RNA from Clupea harengus (Atlantic herring), 5699 nucleotides. It is a transcript of the gene abcc8, whose product is annotated as ATP binding cassette subfamily C member 8. Gene Ontology annotation, molecular function: ATP hydrolysis activity; ATP binding; ABC-type transporter activity. Gene Ontology annotation, cellular component: membrane. Lineage: Eukaryota; Metazoa; Chordata; Actinopteri; Clupeiformes; Clupeidae. The record is from RefSeq and is a predicted model, not a curated record. Gene Ontology annotation, biological process: potassium ion transport; transmembrane transport.
GGUCUGCUGCGUUAGUCUCUCACGCACACACCCUCACACACACACACACCGCUUCACAGCUCUCCUCUUGCAAGGUCAACUUUGAGAGAGAGAGAGACAAAGAGACAGGAAUAGCAGAACUAUACUGGAGGACAAUAGUGUGGAUCCUUUGGCUCUUGCACAGCUCCGUGUGCUUUAGCCUGUGUGUGUGUGUGUGUGUGUGUGUGUGUGUGUGUGUGUGUGGUGUUGUUGCCCUCUGUGUGUUUGUGAGAGAGUACAAGUGCUUGGUGACGUUCCGGCCGUAGGGGUUAUUUGGAGGAUGCCUGAUCGGGAGAGCAUUGGAGCGGGAUGUCGGGAUUCCUCGCGGGCUCUGCCAGAGCUGCUUAGACAGCUGGAAUUACGGCGCGUCUGGGGCUGCCGCUGCCGCUGCUGCUGCUGUAUCCUCCUGCAGGCUGCUGUGUGUCCCAGUGGACUGUGAUUGGGAUUGGGAUUGCUCUCCGUGGCAGGAUGUAAACUGAGAGGGGCUGUGCUGUACUGUGCAAGGCUGCUCACCUGAACCAAGAGCCGUCUCCAUUACUCCACUGUCCUGGCCAGGGACUCACUGGCAUGUUCUGAGAUCUGCUUUCUAAGGAUCAUUUUUUCUCUUCUCUUUUCUUUCUCUGCUCUCCGCUGUCUUUCUCCUUUGUCUUUUACCUACUCAUCUCUCCCUCCCUCUCUCUCUCUCUCUCUCUAUCUUUCUGUUCUGUUCUAUUUCUGUUUUCUGUCUCAAUUUCCUCGUUGAACCUCUUUCUCCUUUGCUCUCUGUCUUCUUUUUUCCCACUACACUGUCCUUCGCUCCCUUCUUCUCCUUCUCUCUCCGUCUUUCUGUUCCUCUCUGCCUGUCUCUCCUGACCCACUGGUCCUCCAGCGUCCUGGCUCCACCAUGUCUUUGGCGUUCUGUGGCAAUGAGAACAACUCUGCCGCCUACAAUGUGGACGGCGGGGUGCUCAACAACGGCUGCUUCCUGGAUGCCCUCACCGUGGUGCCCCAUGUGUUUCUGCUCUUCAUCACCUUCCCCAUCCUCUUCAUCGGCUGGGGCAGCCAGAGCUCUAAGGUGCACAUCCAUCACAGCACUUGGCUGCACUUCCCCGGGCACAACAUGCGCUGGAUCCUUACCUUCAUCCUGCUCUUCGUGCUGGUGUGUGAGAUAGCGGAGGGCAUCGUCUCUGACGGGUUUACUCAGUCGCAUCACCUGCACCUCUACAUGCCCUCGGCCCUGGCUUUCAUGGCUGCCAUCACCUCCGUAGUGUACUACCACAACAUCGAGACCUCCAACUUCCCCAAGCUCCUGCUGGUGUUGUUCGUGUAUUGGGUGUUGGCGUUUGUGACCAAGACCCUGAAGUUUGCCAAGUACACGGAGCACGGCGUGGGCAUGGGGCAGCUGCGCUUCUGCAUCACGGGGCUGCUGGCACUGCUCUACGGGCUGCUGCUUGCCGUGGAAGGCAACGUCAUCCUGGGCAGGCGCUACGUCUGCUUCGAGGACCCCACAGAGGUCAAGCCCCCAGAGGACCUUCAGGACCUGGGCGUCCGAUUCCUGCAGCCAUUCGUCAACCUUGUGUCCAAAAGCACAUACUGGUGGAUGAAUACAUUCAUUACUAAUGCACACCGCCGUCCCAUCGACCUCAAGGUCCUUGGCAAGCUCCCCAUUGCCAUGCGAGCCAUCACCAACUACCUGAAGCUACGCAAGGCCUUCGAGACUCAGAGGAGGCUUCAGGGCAUCCAGCCCCAGGGGCCCAAGUGGAUCUGGCGGGCCUUGCGAAAGGCCUUCGGGAGGCCCCUGAUCCUCAGCAUCAUCUUCCGCUUCAUGGCUGACCUACUGGGCUUCGCCGGGCCACUCUGCAUCUCAGGGAUCGUCCACCACAUCAGCAAAGAGAACCGCACCAUACAGUCACCGGUGCAGCUGCUGGGGGUGUACUUCAUAUCGUCGCGGGAGUUCCUGGCCAACGCGUACGUCCUUGCCGUGUUACUCUUCUCCGCCCUGCUGCUUCAGAGGACCUUCCUCCAAGCCUCCUACUAUGUUGCCAUAGAGACCGGCAUCAACCUGAGAGGCGCCAUACAGACGAAGCUCUACAAUAAGAUCAUGCGUCUGUGCACGUCUAACAUGUCAAUGGGUGAGAUGACCGUGGCCCAGAUAUGCAACCUGGUUGCCAUCGACACCAACCAGCUGAUGUGGUUCUUCUUCCUGUGUCCGAACCUCUGGGCCAUGCCAGUUCAGAUUGUUGUGGGAGUGAUACUCCUGUACUACCUCUUAGGGAUAAGUGCCUUGAUUGGAGCCGCCGUUAUUGCAAUCCUGGCCCCAGUGCAGUACUUUGUGGCGACCAAACUGUCUCAAGCACAAAAAAGUACUUUGGAGUACUCGAGCGAGCGUCUGAAGAAGACCAACGAGCUGCUGAGGGGAAUUAAGCUGCUGAAGCUCUAUGCCUGGGAGCACAUCUUCUGCCGCAGUGUGGAGGAGACGCGCCAGAAGGAGCUCACCAGCCUCCAGACCUUUGCCCUCUACAACUCUGUCUCUAUUUUCAUGAAUGCGGCCAUCCCAAUUGCAGCAGUUCUCACUACGUUUGUGGUCCAUGUUCACAUCUCGGAGGAUGCGAGUCUGUCCCCAGCAGUAGCGUUUGCAUCCCUGUCCCUCUUCCACAUCCUGGUCACGCCACUCUUCCUUCUGUCCAGCGUGGUGCGCUCCACUGUCAAAGCCCUAGCCAGUGUGCAGAAGCUGAGUGAGUUCUUCUCCUGUGAAGAGAUUGGUGAAGAGCCGGAACCCAGGACCACACUUCCCCCUGCCUCCUCCAACCACAGCAAGUACCAGGCCCUGCCUCUUAAGGUGGUGAACCGCAAGCGCCCAGGCCGGGAGGACUGGAACAACUUUGGGCUCCAGAGAGACCUUGAGGAGGAGGCGCUCAUGCUGGAGGAUGAGGACACAUGCAUCAAGAUUAGCAAUGGAUUCUUCACCUGGGUUGAUGGACCCCACACAUUGUCAAAUAUUAGCAUAAGGAUUCCAUUUGGUCAGCUGACCAUGAUUGUGGGGCAGGUGGGAUGUGGCAAGUCCUCUCUGCUGCUGGCCGCCCUAGGAGAGAUGCAGAAGAUCUCUGGCAGUGUAGCCUGGAUCAGUCUUCCAAACCUGGACUCAGAAGGUGAUGAGAGCCCCACAGUUAAAGACACAGCCGGAGAUGGCGAUAUCAGGAAGAGGGGCUCUGUGGCCUACGCUUCCCAGAAGCCCUGGCUCCUGAAUGCCACCCUGGUGGAGAACAUCACCUUUGAGAUGCCCUUGAUCAAAGAGAGAUAUAAGACGGUCAUAGACGCCUGCUCCCUGCAACCGGAUAUCGACAUCCUGCCACAGGGAGAUCAGACUGAGAUCGGCGAGAGGGGAAUCAUCUUGUCAGGAGGUCAGCGGCAACGCAUUAGCGUGGCAAGAGCCCUGUACCAGUCUACUAAUGUGGUCUUUCUGGAUGACCCCUUCUCUGCCCUGGAUAUCCACCUGAGCGACCACCUUAUGCAGGACGGCAUCCUGAAGCUGCUGAGGGAGGAGAAGAGGACGGUAGUGCUGGUCACACACAGGCUGCAGUACCUUCCCCACGCCGACUGGAUCAUUGCCAUGAAGGACGGGAGCAUCCAGACAGAGGGCACGCUGAAGGACAUCCAGACUGCCGAGCCAGAGCUCUUUGGGCAGUGGAAGACCCUCAUGAACCGACAGGACCAGGAAUUUGAGAAGGAGACAGUGGAGGACAACAUGACGGCACUAGAGAGGAAGAACCUACGCAGGACCAUGUACUCACGUGAGGCUCCGAAGACCGUGGACGAGGAUGAAGAGGAGUCUACGGAGAGCGACGAGGAGGAGAUCCUGUCGCAGGUGAUGCGGCACCGCACCACCAUCCCGUGGAAGUCGUUCGGGAGGUACCUGAGCUCGGCGGGCCUGCUGCUGCUGUCGCUGCUGCUGCUGUCGCAGCUCUUCAAGCACUCGCUCAUGGUGGCCAUCGACUACUGGCUCGCCCACUGGACCUCACACGUCAUCAGUGCCAAGAUCCAAGCGGCCGCACACAACUGCACCUCAGCACAGGAGUGUGGUUUCAGCCACUCAUCAUACCUAAUGGUGUUCAGUGUGUUGUGCUGCCUGGGCAUUGUCCUGUGCCUGAUCACCUCAGUGGCGGUGGAGUGGACAGGGCUGCGUGUGGCCAAGGAGCUCCACCACAACCUGCUCAACACCAUCAUUCUGGCCCCUAUGAGGCUGUUUGAGACAACUCCACUGGGAAGCCUCCUGAACAGGUUUUCGACUGACACAAACACCAUCGAUCAGCACAUCCCUGCCACUCUCGAGUGUUUGAGUCGCUCCACACUGCUGUGUUUCUCUGCGUUGGGCGUCAUCUCCUUCGUGACUCCCGUCUUUCUGUUCGCACUGGCACCACUGGCCCUAGCCUGCUACUUCUUCCAGAAAUACUUCAGAGUGGCCUCCAGGGACCUGCAGCAGCUGGAGGAUUCCACCCAGCUUCCUCUUCUGGCCCACUUCUCGGAGACGGUGGAGGGACUGACCACCAUUCGAGCGUUCAGAUACGAGGCCAGAUUCAGGCAGAAGCUUCUGGAGCUCACAGAUGCCAACAAUAUUGCUUCUCUCUUCCUCACCGCAGCCAAUCGCUGGCUUGAAGUUCGGAUGGAGUACAUUGGGGCUUGUAUUGUGCUUAUUGCUGCCGUGGCCUCCAUCACUAACGCUAUAGACAACCAUCUGUCCACUGGACUGGUAGGACUGGGCCUCACAUAUGCACUAUUGGUGUCCAAUUACCUGAACUGGAUGGUGCGUAACCUAGCGGACAUCGAGGUCCAGAUGGGCUCGGUCCGGCGGAUCAGUGGCCUGCUCAAGACCGAGCCGGAGAGCUACGGGGGCCUCAUGUCGGCGUCUCAAGUGCCAGACGGAUGGCCACAUCAGGGGGAGAUUCAGAUCCAGAACCUGAGUGUGCGUUACGACAGCACUCUCAAGCCCGUCCUCAAGAACGUCAACGCCCAUAUCUGCCCCGGGCAAAAGGUUGGGAUCUGUGGCCGAACUGGGAGCGGCAAGUCUUCCUUUUCACUGGCCUUCUUUCGCAUGGUGGACACAUUUGAGGGACGAAUCUUCAUAGAUGGGAUUGACAUCGCACAGCUGCCUCUGCAAACGCUGAGGUCACGCUUCUCCAUAAUACUGCAGGAUCCCUUCCUGUUCAGCGGGACCAUACGGUUUAACCUGGACCCAGAGAAUAAGGCAUCCGACAGCAUGCUGUGGGAAGCCCUGGAGAUCGCCCAGCUCAAGUCUGUUGUGAAAACCUUGCCUGGAGGACUAGAUGCGAUGGUGACGGAGGGUGGGGAGAACUUCAGUCAGGGCCAGAGGCAGCUCUUCUGCCUGGCCCGAGCAUUUGUACGGAAGAGUAGCAUCCUCAUCAUGGACGAGGCCACUGCCUCCAUAGACAUGGCUACGGAGAGCAUUCUGCAGAAAGUGGUGAUGACGGCUUUCUCUGAUAGGACAGUGGUAACCAUAGCGCAUCGUGUCCACACCAUCUUGAACGCUGACCUGGUCAUUGUCAUGAAGCGAGGGAUCAUCCUGGAGUAUGACAAGCCAGAGGUCCUGCUGGAGCGGGAGGACAGUGUUUUUGCCUCGUUUGUCAAGGCAGACAAAUAACUAAAAGGACAAAAAAGACUGAAUCAAGGACCCUCAAAGUGCAAUU